Messenger RNA from Mollisia scopiformis, 993 nucleotides. RefSeq names its product putative gibberellin 20 oxidase. The record is from RefSeq and is a predicted model, not a curated record. The transcript is spliced from 4 exons. Gene Ontology annotation, molecular function: dioxygenase activity. Lineage: Eukaryota; Fungi; Ascomycota; Leotiomycetes; Helotiales; Mollisiaceae. Bases 1 to 993 code for a protein of 330 amino acids.
AUGGGUUCUAUUGAAGAUGCAGGCAACAUUCAUAUCCCACUGGUCGAUAUCUCACCGUAUUUUUCUGGAGACGCAGUCGGGAAGCAGAAAGUUGCGGACGAGAUUCGUGACGCCUUCGAGAAUCAAGGUUUUCUUCAAGUCAUAGGCCACACUGUCCCGUUGGAUAUUCAGGACCGCUACCUCGCAGCAAUCGCCGAGUUCUUCUCCCUUCCUCUCGCAGACAAGGAGUCAGUCUCUCAAUCAAAUUCGAAAUGCCAUCGAGGGUAUGAGCGCAUCGGAGGACAGAAAUUAGAUGAGUUAGACGAAAAUGCCACUCCUGACCAGAAAGAGGGGUUUUCGAUCAGGCGCGAGAGGCCUUUGGGAAGAUUCUUGGAAGGCCCAAAUCAAUGGCCUGCGACGAUGCCACAUCUAAAGGAUGUCUACAUGGAGUAUUUCGAUGCAGUUCAUCAGCUUUCGAAGACGAUGUUCAGGCUUAUUGCUCUUUCCUUGGGUCUUUCUGAAGAUCACUUUGAUUAUUUCGCUUCGGACCCUAAUAGUAUUUGUCUAUGUCGCGCGCAUCAUUAUCCACCAACCCCUAAAGACUCUGCGGGAAGAACUCGAGGGGUUGGGGCGCACUCCGACUUCGGUGCUCUCACCCUUCUACUCCAAGAUAAUGUCGGCGGACUAGAAGUGCUCCACAAACCCACCUCAACUUGGCAUGCUGUUACGCCAAUCCAAGGGGCUUAUGUUGUCAAUAUCGGAGACCUAAUGCAGAUAUGGACCAACAAUCGCUACAAGUCAACGAUGCACCGGGUCAUCAGCCCUUUGAGCGAGCAUGACAGAUAUUCGUCUGCGUUUUUCAACGAUGGUGCUCUGGAUACAAUUGUUGAGUGUAUUUCAACGUGCUUGGGUCCAGGGGAAAAACCAAUGUACGCGCCCAUUAGAGUCGAGGACCAUUGUAUCAAAAGAUACCAGCAAAGUUAUGGGGCUGGUGGGACUAAGAUUACUGUUUGA